AUGCAUUCAUGUUCUUUUGGGAAGGCACCGAUAGUGAAGGGUGACAAGUUCUCAAAGGCCCAAUGUCCACAAAAUGAUAAAGAGAGAGAUGAAAUGAAAAUUGUUCCGUAUGCGUCACUGGUUGGUAGCCUUAUGUAUGCUCAAGUAUGCACACGCCCUGAUAUUGCCGUUGUUGCUGGCGUGUUGGGUACCAAGGAUCAUAUGUUGACCUAUCGGCGAGCUAACAUUCUGGAUAUAGUUGGGUUCAGUGACGCCGAUUAUGCGGGAUGCGUGGACGAUAAAAGGUCCACUUCAGACUAUAUUUAUAUGAUGGAUGGAGGAGCUGUAUCGUGGAAAAGUGUCAAGCAGACACUCAUAGCUUCAUCCACAAUGGAGGCAGAGUAUAUGGCGUGUUAUGAGGCUACUUGUUAA
Messenger RNA from Cannabis sativa, 411 nucleotides. Its product is annotated as secreted RxLR effector protein 161-like. Lineage: Eukaryota; Viridiplantae; Streptophyta; Magnoliopsida; Rosales; Cannabaceae. The record is from RefSeq and is a predicted model, not a curated record. The coding region runs from base 1 to 411 and encodes 136 amino acids. The transcript has 2 exons.